This is a messenger RNA of Rubroshorea leprosula, 1191 nucleotides long. The record is from the annotation of a GenBank genome assembly. Lineage: Eukaryota; Viridiplantae; Streptophyta; Magnoliopsida; Malvales; Dipterocarpaceae.
CCUCGCUUCUGAUCUAAGCGAAAACGAAAAAGGAAACUCUCAUCUCCCUGUCCUGCCCCUUCCCUCACACCAAAAUCAUCCGUUUCUCGUUUCGGAAACCUCAUCUCUUCUCUUCCGACGCCAUUUCUCUCUGCUACGGUUAGGGCUACGGAUUGUUGAUGGGGCAGCAAUCGCUGAUCUACGCGUUCGUCGCUCGAGGCACCGUGAUUCUGGCGGAGUACACGGAAUUCACCGGCAACUUCACCAGUAUAGCCUCUCAGUGCCUCCAAAAGCUGCCGGCGUCCAGCAAUAAGUUCACCUAUAACUGCGAUGGACACACCUUCAACUACCUUGUUGAUAACGGCUUCAGUAUAUCCUCCUUCCGUCUCUUGACUUUUUUUUAUUUCAUUUUCUCGCUCUGAUCUGCAUUUUUUUUCUUCAUUUCCGAUCUGUUUGCGUUUGUUUGAUCGGUUUCUUGCAUGCUGUAGUAUGUAAUUUGAUUAGGCGUCUGUGUAUGAUGGUGGUGGUGAGAAUGAUGAUAAUCUUUCUGCUCAUUUCGGUGAUAGAUUUGGUAAUUAGUAAUGAUCUUAGGUUUGACUUUAUUAAUUAAUUCUUUUCCCCUAUCUAUGAACUUCAUUAGUUAAUCUGAUGGGCUAUUUUCAUUAGAUUUCCAUUUUAUGGUUUGUGCUUGCGGUUAUUGAUGUUUCUGUGGAUGUUGUGUUUACUUCUGAUGUUGUGCUAAAUAUGUUUUGCUUAGCUGCUGUGAGACCAGCCUCUAUAGUUGAGGGAAAGAUAAAUGUUAGUAAUAAUAUUGACAUUCUUACCUCAUUAGGACAAAAUGGUUAGGUAUGGAUAUUUGGCUGAUCAAAGUGCAUUAUGUUGUUUGUUCCUCGUUGUCAAUUCUUGAAGGACGAAUUAAUUUCACCUUGAUGCAUUGUUUCUACGAAAUUGUAACUUAUGCAGGUUCUCCCAUCCAUUUAUGUCAAAUAUUCAAAAUUUUUUAUACUUACAUGUAAGAUACCUUUGAGGAAGAGAACUAGGGAACUAAUUACGAUAAUCAAACUAUAUAUCCCUCUUAUUAUGCUUAGUUUUGUGUGAAUUUGUUGAAUGAUACUAUGGUUUAGGAAAGAACAACAAUUCGAACUUCAUGUUGGAGAUUAAUCUAUAUAUCCCUAUUCUUGUUCUUAGUUUUAAUCAAAAUCUAUGUAACUU